UGCAAUUGAAGGCCAGUGCCGAGAGACCCGAUCGCGCGCGGACGGGUGGCCCCCCUUGGACGGCGGCACGCCAUGGAGAACAAGCUUUCCAGGCACACCCGCCGCUGCCGGCCGAUGGCGAGCAGCCCGCGGCCGCGGAGAGCCCGGAACGACGUCAUCUGCCCUGGGCCGCGAUGGCAUCCAUCUUGAGCAGCCCGUUCCCCCCAACCUGCUCCUCAAACCCGCGUCGCGACGAGACGAGCAGAGACGAGCAGAGACGACGGAUUGAUUCAUUGAUUGAUACGCCCGGCACCCUGCCUGUCACUGCCACUGCCAUUGUCAUUGCCAGUUGCCAAUCCCGCCGCACCGCGCCCGCCUGUCCCAUUCGCGCGUGUGUGCCCAGCGUCGUCGUCGACGCGCCGCCGCCAUGGCCUCCAAGGACGAGCUGCCCGACUUUACCCUGAGCGACUAUGUCAAGUUCUUCGCCGCCGGCGCGCUGGCCGCCACGUCGACACACGGGGCCGCCACGCCCAUCGACGUCGUCAAGACGCGCAUCCAGGUCGACGACGCCAUGAAGGGCCUCAACAUGGUCAAGGCCGGGCGCACCAUCGUCGCCAAGGAGGGCGCGUCGGCGCUGCUGACGGGCUUCGGCCCCACGGCCGUCGGCUACCUCGUCCAGGGCGGCGCCAAGUUCGCCGGCUACGAGUUCUUCAAGAAGCGCUACAUCGGCCUGCUCGGGGGCCCCGCCGACGCCGUCCCGCACCGCACCGCCGUGUACCUGACGGCCAGCGCCUCGGCCGAGUUCUUCGCCGACAUCCUGCUCUGCCCGCUCGAGGCCACGCGCAUCCGCCUCGUCUCGCAGCGCGGCUACGCCUCGGGCCUGACGUCGGGCUUCAUGCGCAUGGCCCGCCAGGAGGGCCUCCGCGGCUUCUACUCGGGCUUCGUGCCCCUCCUCUUCAAGCAGGUGCCCUUUGCCGUCGGCCAGUUCUCCGUCCACGAGGCCGUCAACGAGCUCAUCUACCGCUCCAUGGGCCCCGAGCGCAAGGCCCGCCUGACCCGCCUCGAGUCCACCGGCGUCGAGCUGACCUCGGGCCUCGCCGCCGGCGCCGCUGCCGCCGUCCUCUCCCACCCGGCCGACACCCUGCUCUCCGCCAUCAACAAGGGCGCCGGCAACGCCAACGAGUCGGCCACGUACCGCAUGUGGCAGCUGGCCCGCGAGUUCGGCCCCCAGCGCCUGCUGCUGUCGGGCCUGGGCCCGCGACUCGUCAUGACCUGCGCCCUCGUCUCGGGCCAGUUUGUCAUCUACGCCCAGUGCAAGGCGCUGACGGGAGCCCCGCCGAGCAUAGAGAUUCACAAGGAGGCCUCGUUGUGAUGGCGGCGGCUGAAGCCAUCAAUGGACGGGUGAAUGUCGAAUACCUAGAGCAGAGCAGAGCAGAGCAGAGCAGAGCAGAGCAGUGCAGUGCGGCGCAAAAGUAGUAGACCCAACGCCGCCCGCCCGCCCGUGCGGCAAGCUCGUCGCGGGCAACGAUGCGACAUCGAAUAGACUUGAUGCAGCAAACCCCAUUGUCAUUCUUGGUGUUUGUGUGUGGGCGUGGCUGCCUAUUGACGCUGCCUAUUGAGCGACAUCCACUCCACGCAAGUUUGCCCUCGGUGCC
Messenger RNA from Purpureocillium takamizusanense, 1634 nucleotides. Its product is annotated as mitochondrial phosphate carrier protein. NCBI's taxonomy places the organism in Eukaryota, Fungi, Ascomycota, Sordariomycetes, Hypocreales, Ophiocordycipitaceae. Gene Ontology annotation, molecular function: phosphate transmembrane transporter activity. The coding region runs from base 407 to 1351 and encodes 314 amino acids. The transcript has 2 exons. Gene Ontology annotation, cellular component: mitochondrial inner membrane. The record is from RefSeq and is a predicted model, not a curated record. Gene Ontology annotation, biological process: mitochondrial phosphate ion transmembrane transport.